AUGUCCUUAAUAUAUGAAGAAAUAGACCUUGAAACAGGAAUACUGGAAACAAAAAGAGAUCCUGCUCCUUUAGAUGAUAUUUAUCCAGUCUACAUGGUUUUGGAUAAUAAAGAUGGCAUCCAAGGUUCCUGCCAGUAUUUUAAAGAGAGAGUAAAUAUUACUGAUCAAAUAAGGACGAAGGAUUUGCAGCCUUGUUAUACUUACGCAGAAGCUGUUGAAAAAUGGGGAGAGAAACUAGUCAUCGUUGCUUCCCAAGACCAGCGUUACAGAGCUUUAAUAGGCUGGGAGGGCGAUCCUGACUUAAAACUCCCUGACUUUUCCUACUGCAUAUUGGAGCGUUUAGGUCGUGCUAGGUGGCAAGGAGAGCUUCAGAGGGACCUUCACAGCGGAGCUUUCAAAGUGGAUGCUGGAAAAAUUCAUUAUCACAGAAGAGUAUUGGACAGAAAUGGUCUCAUAUCAAUGCAAUCCCAUGUCAUAAGGCUACCAAGUGGAGCACAGCAACACUCCAUUCUUUUACUUCUGACUCGCUUUCAUGUUGAUAGGAGGAGUAAAUAUGAUAUUCUGAUGGAGAAGCUCUCAAGUAUGCUGAGUGCUCGUUCAAACCACAUGGAAACGUUAGGAAACUUGAGGGAAGAAUUGGGUCUUUGUGAAAGAACUUUCAAACGCCUCUAUCAAUAUAUGAUGAAUGCAGGCCUAGCCAAGGUAAUAUCUGUCCCAUUACAAGAUAUACACCCUGAUGGAGGACCCUACAAGACAAAGAAAGGGACCGAUGUCAUGGUCCGUUGCCUUAAACUAAUAAAGGAAUUUCGAAAGAAAAUGGAAGAGUAUCAUGAUGAUGAUGAAGAGGAGAUAAUCACAAAAGCUGUUCAGCCUGUGGAUAUUGUUUGUGAAAGGGACAUGCUCACCCAGGCUUAUGAACUAAUUGAAAGCAGAGGAACCAAAGGUAUUUCUCAGGCAGAAAUUCGAUUGGCUAUGAAUGUGGGGAAGCUAGAAGCACGAAUGCUCUGUCGUCUUCUGGAGAGAUACAAAGUUGUCAAGGGUUUUAUGGAGGAUGAAGGUCGUCAGAGGACAACAAAGUAUAUUUCAUACAUUUUUGCAGAAGAGAGCGAUUUAAACCGUCAGUUUGAGAGAGAGAAGGCUCGGAGUGAGCAGUUAGCUACAGUUACUUUGGGUCUAGUGCCGGAAGAUUCCCCGCCUGUGGAAGAUAUGUCUCUUGGAGAAGAAGACACCUUUCUCUCAGAGUCUGACAAUGAAGAGGAAGUGAAAUACAGCAAGAAGAAAGGAAAAGGCUCAAAGCCAGCAGCUGUGAAGUCUGUAGGGAAGAAGCUGCCUUCCCCUCGUAUUCCUGAAGAGUAUGAGGCACCAGACAACUUAUCAGGGGAGAAUUCUACUUUGGAAGCUUUGAAGCAGGAGGCCAGUCUUUCCACCUACGCUCAUUCCACUGAUGAAGAUGGGGAUGUGGCUGUGGUUGAGGAGGUCAGACUUGAAGACCCCAGGACCUGUGGCCAAAAGAAGAAGGAAAAGCGAUCCAGAGCAACAGUAGUGGAGCGAUCUCAUGAAACAUACAGGCUGCUGAAGCGUCGAAAUCUCAUUGUGGAAGCUGUCCGAAACCUCCGGCUAAUUGAAAGCUUGUUCACGCUUCAAAAAAUGGUCAUGGAUCAAGAGAAGCAAGAAGGCGUCUCUACCAAAUGCUGCAAAAAGUCUAUCAUCCGAUUGGUGCAGAAGCUUGCACGAGAAGGGCUCCUCAGACUCUAUCGUACUACAGUCAUUCAAGAUGGCAUUAGUAAAAAGGUAGAGUUUGUUGUUCAUCCUUCUGUGAGUCCUAGUGAUCCCCUUGUAAAAAGUGCCAUUGAGCAGGUGCGUUUCCGAAUCUCCAAUUCAAGCACAGCAAACAGGAUUAAAGUUCCCCAGACACCGACAUCCCAGGAGCAUGCUGAGGAAGAAAAUCUGGGGCAAGAGGCUGUUCCUGAUUCCGGAGAAACGGAGGAAAGCUCUUGUAAAGCUGAAAAUAAUAAUCGGGCAAGGAAAAGUGAUGAAAAAAUGGGCAUAACACAGUUAAAAAAUUACCACCCUGUUACAGUUCCAGGGCUUGGGCGUUCUCUUGGCUUUCUUCCCAAAAUGCCCCGUUUAAGAAUGGUCCACAUGUUCCUCUGGUACUUAAUUUAUGGUCACCCUUUAAAUGGAACGCGACAAAAAUUAGGUGCUGAUGGUGAGAAAAAAGGCAACAAGCAAGGGCUGGAUGUGAAUGCUGCUGCACUUCAAGCCCGACCAGAGGAAACAGAUGGGACUGUACAAAGUAUGACAACUGUGGUGAAUCCCGAAAUCACUGCACAAGAGACUGAAGUAGAAUUGUCUAAUGAAACAGUGUACGUGGAUGAUGCGUCAUGGAUGCGCUAUGUCCCUCCUCUCCCAGUUCAUAGAGAGUUUGGAUUUGGAUGGGCUCUUGUUAGUGACAUUCUUCUCUGCUUGCCUCUCUCCAUCUUUGUUCAGAUAGUGCAAGUCAGCUACAAGGUGGAUGGCCUUGAGGAUUUUUUACAUGAUCCACAGAAAAAGCACACACUGAUCAGAUUUCUUCCAAGGUCAGUCCGACAACAGCUUCUCUAUAAAAGGAGGUACAUCUUUUCAGUGGUAGAAAAUCUUCAGAGAUUGUGUUAUAUGGGACUAGUACAGUUUGGUCCAACAGAGAAGUUUCAAGACAAAGAUCAGGUAUUUGUGUAUAUGAAGAGAAAUGCAGUGAUUGUUGAUACCACUAUCUGCGACCCUCACUAUAACCUGGCUCAAAGUAGCCGCCCAUUUGAGAGACGCUUAUAUGUUCUGAGUACCAUGCAAGACGUGGAAAACUUCUGGUUUGAUUUGCAGUGUGUCUGCCUUAAUACACCAUUGGGAGUUGUCCGCUAUCCUCGCUCAAAGAGAAGUAAUCUUCAAGGAGAGGAGACUGGCACUGCGCUAGAUGUAGAAAUGGAACAGGAGUCAGCAGUGGAUAAGCACAAUCUGGAACGAAAGUGUGCGAUGUUGGAAUACACCACAGGCAGUCGAGAGGUGGUCGAUGAUGGAACUAUCCCUGGGGAUGGGUUAGGAGCUGCAGGUCUGGAUUCCAGCUUUUAUGGGCAUUUAAAACGCAAUUGGAUUUGGACAAGCUACAUCAUCAAUAAGACUAGGAAGGAAAGUACGGUUUCUGAAAAUGGACUGACAGUGAGACUCCAAACCUUCUUAACAAAACAUCCCCUUCCACUCAGUACUGGAGGUAACAAAAUUAACAUUCUGGCAGAAGCAAAGGUAGGAUCUGAGUCACUUCUCCAGAAAGAAGAAUGUAUUGAAAUGAGCAAAGAAGCAACUCAGGAUCGAACCAAACGAGUGAGAGGUGGAAAAAACCAAAAGAGGAAGAGGCUUAAGAAAGACAUUGGGAAGAAGAUGAGGAAGAAGAAGAAAGAAGACAACACUGUAGAAAAAAGCAAAAGGCUCCGCUACCAUGAUGAAGCUGACCAAAGUGCCCUGCAGAGAAUGACACGUCUGCGUGUCACUUGGACAGUGCAAGAAGACAGCUUGCUCAUGCUGUGCCGAAUUGCUAGUCAUGUACUAAAUGCAAAGGUAAAAGGGCCCUUUGUUCCAUGGCAAGUAGUUCGAGAUAUCAUGCACGCCAGCUUUGAAGAGUCCCUAGAUAAAACUUCUCAUUCUGUUGGACGAAGAGCUCGUUACAUUGUCAGAAAUCCCCAGACCUAUCUUAAUUAUAAAGUUUGCCUUGCUGAGGUUUACCAAGAUAAAGCCCUCACUGAGGAUUUCAUGAACAGAGAAAAUAACUAUGAAGAUCCACAGGUUUGUUCAAAAGAGUUUAAAGAGUUUGUGGAAAGACUGAAAGAGAAAUUCAGUUCAACCCUGGGGAAUCCCAAACUUGAGAUUCCUGAUACUUUGCAGGAACUAUAUUCCAGAUUUCGAGUUUUGGCAAUUGGAGAUGACACAAAUCAAAACACGAAAGAGGAUAGUCUUACUAGCAUCUAUGAUAUUCAUUUUCUAGUGCUACAGAAUCUGAUUCAGAGCACUUUGGCGCUCUCAGAUAAUCAGAUGAAAUCUUGCCAGUCAUUUCAGACUUUUCGUUUGUACCGGGAGUACCGGGAUGACAUUCUCGUGAAGGCUUUCGUAGAGUGUCAGAAGAGAAGCUUGGUUAAUCGCCGUCGAGUAAACCACACGCUGGGUCCAAAGAAAAGCCGAGCUUUGCCCUUCGUGCCCAUGUCAUAUCAGCUGUCUCAGAGUUACUACAGAGUUUUUACCUGGCGGUUUCCCAGUACAAUUUGUACAGAGUCCUUUCAAUUUCUCGAGAAGCUGAAGGAUGCUGAAAAAUCAGAUCAGCCAGAUAACUUCUCAUUUAAAGAUCAAGAAAUUAAAACAUCAGAAGGCAUGGUUGCAUUUCCUAUGGAUGGACCUGGGGGCCACUGUGUGGCGAUGCUUUCCCUAUUUGCCUUGGGGCUUGUGUCUGUGAAUGUGAGAAUCCCGGAGCAGAUAGUUGUAGUAGACAGCACUAUGGUUGAGAAUGAAGUGAUCAAAAGUUUGGGAAAAGAAGGACUCGAGGAGGAUGACGAUGACGACGAGGACUUAGACGACAGUUCUGGAGGCAAACGGAGAAUAGAAGUAAAAGCUCGUCAAGCAUCUCAUACCAAUUACUUACUGAUGAGAGGCUACUACGCGCCUGGAAUUGUCAGCACACGCAACCUGAGUCCCAGUGACAAUAUUGUGGUCAAUUCCUGCCAAGUGAAGGUUAAGCUGCGAUGUACACCAGUUCCAGGAAGACUCAGCUCUCCAGUUUCUUCUGUGCUUGAUAAGAUGGUUGUGGGAGUCUCUUGCCUCCCUAAAACUUUCACCAGACUGAUAAAAGUCCAAGAAGAAAAUUAUGAAGUUGAUCGGUUUCUUCGUCAGUGUACAGAAUGUUAUGGUUAUAAUCCCAGAGAUGUAGCUGCUGUUUUGGAGAUCCGUAAUGCAAUAGAAGCAACUUCCCACUUUGGGAUUGGCAAAGCUGAGCUGGGCAGACAGUUCUGCAACUAUGAAGAAAUGGAACCUGCACGCACCAGGAAUUUGCAGCAGUACAUUCAGGACUUGAUUGAAAUGCAACAGGUUUUAGAAGUAGGAGGCCAUACCGUAAGACUGGUUGCAAUAGUAUUUGCCAAGCCAUGGCUAUUACAUUCGGUAUGUCUGAAGAAUAAACCAGACGAUUCUGGUCAGCAAGGCACAGAUACCACUCUCUCAGAUGUGCAACAGGAUUGCCUGCAGUCAGAACCAAAGAAGGGGGAGGAAUGCUCAAGAGAGGAGGAACAGCCAGUAAAAGACUUAGAAUCUGUCAGUGAUGAAGAACCCCCAAGAAAGAGAUUUAAGACUCAAAACGAUGAGCUUCAAGAUGGCAGCCAACUCUGCCAGGGUCCACAGAGUGGUUUGAAAAGUGCAAGUGGAAAUAACUCUGAUGCAGAUGUUACUGAUCCUGUUAAAACGAAGGAAGCUUUAGCCACCGAUGAAGAAGCAGGCCCCUCGGGAGGGCCAACAGAACACCUAGCUGGAGACUCAGCACGUGCUUCAGAUGCUGUGAAUGUGGACACUUACGAGGAACAAGAUAAAUCUUGUUCUGAGGACAAAGAGCUUCAAGCAGAGAAUGAUGAUCUCGCCGCUGAGCAGGACAAGCAGAUCCCUAGCGUUGAACACUCGGCCAAGGAGCAGCAUGAUGAGGUUACCCAUUUACAGGAGAACCCGGAAGUCCCUACAGGAAGUUCCGUGACAGAUCUAUCUCAGGCAGCCCGGGACAGAGCCUGCGAGAAUGUCUGCUUCAUUGGGAGACCAUGGAGGAUUGUGGAUGGGAAUCUGAAUAAACCUGUGUGCAAGGGAAUGAUGGAAGCUGUGCUCUAUCACAUCAUGACAAAACCAGGCAUAACGGAAAGCAUGCUGUUGCAGCAUUAUAUGGGAGUACUGCAGCCCGUCGCUGUCUUAGAGAUACUGCAGGGUCUGGAAGCUCUUGGUUGCAUCAAACGGUUCUACAUGAAAAAGCCAUCAGUAGUGUCUCUCUUUUCUCAUCCAGUUAUGGAAGAACAGCUGAACAAUCCCAAACUGAGUGAAACCCCAACAAUAUACUAUGAGCCUACCAUAGACUGUACUCUCAGGCUGGGAAGAGUGUUUCCCUGUGAAGUUAACUGGAAUAAAUGGGUGCAGAUGAUCCAUGUAUAAAAGAUGUAAAGUUGAGUCAUGUUAACUGGGUUUAGCCUGUUGGAGUGACUGUUAAUGCAUUUGUGCUCCUUCUUUUUUUAUUAAGUAAGAAAAGUUAUUUAUCCUUUUUACUUUGGAAUGUAUUUAAGCUGAGAGUAAAAUCUAACAUUAAGAUACAGGUCAUAUUUAAUCAUAUUUUAAUACAUGCUCAUAUAAUUCACAGUUUCUGCCCUUAUCUUUUGUGGUUUUAUGCAAACUCAACUAUGCUCUUCAUGUAGACUGCUGAGCUUUACCUGGCUACUACUCCAGAGACCUCUCACCGCCUGUCCAGAUGAAAUUCUCAGUCUGAUGAGUCUUCACAAUUACCUGCUUUUUAAGCUUCUUUCUCGGUCUUCCUCUUGGAAUAAUACCAUGUUAUCUUGAUCAUCAUUCAGAGCUGUGACCUGAGUUUUGUCUUUGACUCAGACCUCUGUAGCUCUUCACGUCCAUGCUAUGGUAAAAUCUUGAAGGACCUAUGAAUGAAGGACCUAUCUGGGCUCAUCUUAGGAACUGCAAGAUACUGUCAGAGGCGAUAUGCCCUUUCAAUCACAUCCAUCUAGAACUUUGCUGCAUGCCUGUUUCCCUAGUUCAUCACCUCUCCCUGCAUUCUGCCGGCUUCUAUAUUACUUGCUUAGGCUUUUACAUCCUACCUGUUUGUUUUAAUUCACUGAUAUGUCUGUUCCUGCUUCCAGUCGGUUCACGAUGCCCAGAGAGAAAUGAGAGAACCCAUCUGAUUUGACUGCAAAGGACAAAAGUUGAUGAGAAACGACCUGUGUAGGUCAAACCAUACUUGUCAGCGAUAUUUAGGCAUGCAUCCCCAACUGGACUGCCCAGAGGAGUGUAUGCUGUCAAAUUCCCUCAUGCAAGAAUACAAAGUGCAGAAAUCAUAUCCGUGCUAGUGCUACCCCCAUCUUCCUUGCCAUGUAGAGACACUGGCAAAGAACGGUAGCGUUUUGUGGUUCUAAAUUGGUUCUUCAGCAGGCAUUCUUGUAGAUUCUUUAAUCUUGUAGUAUUGUAAUAGUACUGACUUCGAGACAGUGUGUUACACCUGUUGUUAAUGGACAAAUUAAAGAGUAUGUUGGCUAGGAGUGAACCAUGUAA
Messenger RNA from Struthio camelus australis, 7317 nucleotides. The record is from RefSeq and is a predicted model, not a curated record. NCBI's taxonomy places the organism in Eukaryota, Metazoa, Chordata, Aves, Struthioniformes, Struthionidae.